UGUGUAAACAGGCUUCUUCCCAACUGAAACUUGUGUGCACCUGCUGUCAGUUAAGCCUGCUCCUGUUUGGCACUCCUCAACUUUGCGAACUUGACUUUUAUUAUUAUUUUUUAAUACCUCUAUCGUCUUAUUUGCUGUGGUCUUUUACGCUACCUUGAGUAGUCUGGUUUCGCUUCCUGGUCGCUCAGGUGUACUUACAGUUUGAACCAAGUCAUCAGGGAAGGAAGUUUAACCAUGUUUGAAAAUGUCCCCACAGUAUCCUCAGCCGAGCGUCAGCAGGUCCUGGGGGCUCUGGAGCGUUUGCAGGCCAAACUGGUUCAGAGAGAGGAGUGGACACACAGUGAUAUUCUGGGUAACCUGAAGGAGAUGCUGCAGAGUCCUCUGCUGAACCACAUCCUGACACUGCAGCACUCGGUUAAGCAGCUCCGGCAGCAGCUCAACAACAUGCCGCCUGAUGCUUGCAAUGAGUUCAGUUUCUCUAAAAAGGGUCAGCUCAUUAUGAGUGCCGUUAAUCCAGCCGGCAGCUUGGCACCACCCAGCCUCUCCCCCUCCAUCCUGACCAGCGCCUCAGCGGCAGCCAUCCAUCAGGCCCCGCCCUCGCCCGACUUCCUCCACAAAUGGAUCCUUGCCGCCGCCAAGGGUCGUCACACAGAGGUGGUCCAGCUGACUCGGCCCAUGACCGGUGGACUCGGCUUCAGUGUGGUCGGGCUGAACCCUACAGGAAGCAGCAUUCAGGGCGUCUUCGUCAAACACAUUACAGCCGGAGGCGUCGCUCACAGGAACGGCCGUCUGCAGGAACGGGAUGAGAUCCUGGUCAUAAAUGGGAAUCCUCUGGAGGCCGGGAUCAGCCAGCAGCAAGCCCUGAGUCUGCUGCAGCAGCCUGGGAGGACGGUGGAGCUCGUGGUUGCCCGAGAACAUCAGGCAGUGUCUCCAUCCACCUCCUCCACACACACGGAUCAGUGGGGCCACGUGGAGGAAAUCGAGCUGGUCAAUGAUGGAUCGGGUUUGGGUUUCGGCAUCAUCGGAGGAAAGUCAAGUGGAGUCGUGGUCCGGACUCUGAUCCCAAAUGGUGUCGCUCACAAGGAUGGGCGGCUCCGGACCGGUGACCACAUCCUUCGCAUCGGCACCACCCCCACCAGUGGUCUCAACAGCGACCAGGUGGUCAAGGUGCUACAAGGAUGUGGGAGUCGCGUCAACAUGCUGAUUGCCAGAGAUCCCUGGGUUCAGAAGUCUACUGCAGCACCGCCUCCACCUCCCCCUGACUCUGCGCCAAUUUCCGCCUUACCCCCCAGACUUCCUGAGCAAGAGCCCAAACGUCGAGUCAGCAAGACGCCGAACCUAGAGGGAUAUGAGAUCCAUGAAGUUUCUCUGGUCAAGAAAGAAGGUCAGAGCCUCGGAAUCUCCAUCAUCGGCAACAACCCUCUGACAAGCCAAGAUGCUGUUGGUGUGUUUGUCAAACACGUGGUGCCAGGCAGCGCUGCAGACCAGAGUGGAAACAUUCGGAUCCACGACCGACUGAUCGGACUGGAUGGCAUCAGUCUCCACGGUCUGACCAAUCAGGAGGUGUUGGAGGUGAUGAAGCAGACGGGUCAGACUGUGGUUCUCACUGUGGUCAGGAAGAAAGCAAGGCCCCUGGAGAGAUCGCUGGAUAAAGUGGAGAGAGAGCCGUCACGAGUGUCACUGAAGAGGUCACUUGAUCUCAGGAAUCGUUCUCCUGCACUGGCUUCAAUAGCCAAGCUUGAAAAUGCCAGUUCAAGUACAGCACAGCUCACAAGAGGUGCAGAGCUGAGGGCCAAGUGGGAGCAGGCGCUGGGUCCACAGUACCAAGUCAUGGUGGUGAACUUGGAUCCGGUGAUUGAAGAUGAUGAGGAGCUGCAGAAGUCUUCCAAGCUGUUGCCCAUUCACACUGUCCGUCUGGGAGUGGAGCUGGACUCCUUCGAUGGUCAUCACUACAUCUCCUCUGUGGCCCCUGGAGGUCCUGUUGACAAGCACGGGGUCCUGAGACCCGAGGACGAGUUGCUGGAGGUGAACGACGUCCAGCUUUAUGGGAAGUCUCGGCGAGAGGUAGUGUCCUUCCUCAAGGAGGUUCCUCCGCCUUUCACACUGGUCUGCUGCAGACAUCCCACGUCUGAGCUGGAACCAGAAACCGAGUCUGAUGCCGACUCCGAGAGAGACCUCGGACCCUUGACUGAGCCACGUCCUGGAGCCAGUGUGGAAGAGAUCGAACAGAAGCUGUCAUCCAUGCUGAGUCCCCACAACAACAGGGAGGAGGAUCCACCACCUGUCAGGCUGGAGCGAGCGUCUCCUGUAGACCAGGCGCUGCAAGAGCAGGAGAACCACUAUAGCCAGGACGAGGAGGACGAAGAGGAGGAUGAUGAGGAUGGGGAGCUGGCUCUCUGGUCUCCUGACGUCCAGGUGUUGGACCUGCAGAAGGAGCGGGACAAAGGCCUUGGCUUCAGCAUCCUUGACUACCAGGACCCAGUGGAUCCGGCUCGGUGUGUGAUGGUAAUCCGCUCUCUGCUUCCUGGCAGUCCAGCGGAGCGUCAUGGAGGUCUACUGCCCGGAGACCAGCUGGUGUCAGUCAACCAAACUCAACUGGACCUGCUGACCCUGUCGGAGGCUGUGGACGUUCUCAAGUCCGCUCCACCCGGUACCGUCCAGUUAGGGAUCCGCAAGCCCUUGGUGGGAGAAGAACCAGAGAGACAACGAGAGGAAAACACCAACACAUCCCUCCCUGUACACAAGGAUCUUGAAGAACAUUCUCUCCUGUCGUUGGACCGUCUUGCCAAACUACAGGAGGAUGAAGGGGAGGAGGAGUGCGAGUUGAUCUUGGACGGAGGCCUCCCUCGAUAUACGUCCUCCUCUACCACCAGUGCCCCACCACAACAGGAGGGCAAAGAGAUGGCAGUGGACGAGGAGGAUGUAGACCAGAGGGAGGAGGUCAGAACUGGCUCUCUGCCCAGGAGAGCUCCUCCUUCAUGGGAAGAGUGGAAGCUUACCUCCUCCCUGAAAAGAGGAGCUGCUGAGACAUGGAGGAGAGAGCAGGAUGGGGCCCACUGGUGGGACCAGGAGAGCAAUGCUUCUGGGAGAAAGUCUCUUCUUGGUUUCCUGGACUCCCACGACAGUGAAGCUGACUCAGAACUGACGCUGACGGACACCGACUCUGAAUCCAUUCGGGUGAUGAGCGCUGGGAGGAGGAAGAGACGGAGCCAAGGUGUCAGAGGAAACGGGGAGCUGCCCGAGCGUGAGGACGGUGAGGGAGAGGAGACCCCUGCCUUCAGUCACUGGGGACCCCCCCGCAGGGUGGAGGUGUGGUCCGAGGAGGGUCAAUCUCUGGGCCUGAGCAUUGUCGGGGGACGUCACGUCAUCAAGAGGCUCAAGAAUGGAGAAGAGCUGAAGGGCAUCUUCAUCAAGCAGGUGCUGGCUGACAGUCCGGCUGCCAAAACUCACUGUCUGAAGACUGGAGACAAGAUCCUGGAGGUCUCUGGUGUCGAUCUCCGCGGUGCAAGUCAUGAGGAGGCAGUCAACACAAUCAAGUCAGCUCCAAGUCCAGUCAUCUUUGUGGUGCAGAGUCUUUGUCCAAUGCCACGGCCGGCGUCCAUCACUGUUCCGUCCUAUAGCCAACACAAAUCAAGCAGGACUCAAUCUCCGAAUCCCACUGCACGACUGAGACCCCCUCCACCCUACAGACCGCCCAGCCAGUCAGAUCGAGAGCUGACUCCAGACCUGCAGCCGGCCAAAAAGCGCUGGUAUGAGCGAUAUGGAGACCUGGAGGGGGAGCUGCUGUGCGUGGAGCUGGAGAAGGAGCGCCAGGGUUUGGGCCUCAGCCUGGCUGGGAACCGAGACCGAUCUAAACUCAGCAUCUUUGUGGUGGGCCUUCAUCCCGGGGGAACAGCAGCCAAAGAUGGACGCAUCCGUGUUGGAGAUGAACUCCUGGAGAUCAACAACCAGGUUCUGUAUGGGCGGAGCCACCAGAACGCCUCGGCCAUCAUCAAGAGCGCGGCCUCCAAGGUGAAGCUCAUCCUGCUCAGAAGUGAAGAUGCCAUCAACCAGAUGGCUGUUGCUCCUUUUCCUACUCCAGCUGUUCCCACACUUACUCCUGCUAGUCCUGAGCCCACAUCAGCAGUUCCGCCCCAGCAUUCCGCCUCCACAGAAUGGCCCCGUCCGCCCGACAACCUGCCGCUCCUCCAGUCGUCAGAGCCACCGGAGGAGGGCAACAGUGAGGCAGAGCAGAACAGCACCGUCAAGAGUUUGAGAGAGGGCGACACAUGCAAGAAGCAGCAAGCAGCAGCAGCAGACUCUCCAGAGAAGCAGCUCCAGCCUCUCACUCUCUCUCCAGAGCAGCAGUCCUGCAGGUCGGUCAGCAGCCGACUCUCGGCCUCCUCCCCGCCUCCUCUCAUCAGUCCAGACCUGCCGGUCGCUAGCAAAGACCCAUCCUGCUGCGCGGUCGUACCAGGUCAGGAGACGGUGCUGGAGAUCUGCAAAGGCCGGUCGGGAUUGGGACUGAGCGUGGUGGGAGGGACAGAUACACAACUGGACGCCAUUGUGAUCCAUGAGGUGUACGAGGAAGGAGCUGCAGCCAGAGAUGGGCGGCUGUGGGCCGGGGAUCAGAUCCUGGAGGUGAAUGGGGUGGACCUGCGUGGAGCCUCGCACGAAGAAGCCAUCGCCGCUCUCCGCCAGACGCCGGCCAAGGUCCGGCUGACAGUUCUGAGGGACGAGGCUCAGUACCGGGAGGAGGAGAACCUGGAUGUCUUCAAGGUGGACCUGCAGAAGAAGAGUGGGAGGGGUCUUGGACUCAGCAUCGUGGGGAAGAGGAGCGGCAGCGGGGUGUUCAUCUCUGAGGUGGUCAGAGGGGGCGUCGCUGAGCUGGAUGGUCGACUGAUGCAAGGAGACCAGAUUCUGUCAGUCAAUGGCGAGGACACGAGGAACUCCACACAAGAGACGGUCGCCGCUGUGCUGAAGUGUGCCCGUGGCUCGGUCCAGUUGGAGCUGGGUCGGCUGAAAGCUGCCUCUUGGGUCUCGUCCAGACAGAACUCCCAGCGGAGUGAGGCGAGUCACAUCAGCAGGAGCAGCUCAGGAGUCCUGCCUCAGACUCACACUGCUGAGCCGCCCAAGCCCACCACCAGUCCCAACAACAACGUGGAGUCCUGCUCCACUUCCUGCUCAGAGUCCAACCUGCGUUCGGUCCACAUCACCAGGGGGCCCGACGACUCCCUCGGGGUGAGCAUAGCCGGCGGGAAGGGGAGUCCCCUGGGUGACAUUCCCAUCUUCAUUGCCAUGAUUCAGGCCAACGGUGUCGCCGCCAAAACACAUCGCCUGAAGGUUGGGGACAGGAUCAUCACCAUCAAUGGUCAGUCGGUCCACGGGUUGUCACACAGCGAUGUUGUGGACCUGCUGAAGCAGAGCUAUGGAGACAUCACCAUGCAGGUGGUCGCAGACACCAACAUCAGUGCCAUCACGAGUCAAGUGGAGAGUUUGUCCUGCAGCACAAGUCUUCCUGUCAACAUGGACGCACAUGCCUCUGACUCCGAGGGGCCAUGUCCACGCAGCAUCUGUCUGGAAAAAGGGGCGGAGGGUCUGGGCUUCAGCAUUGUCGGGGGAUUCGGGAGUCCACAUGGAGACCUGCCCAUCUAUGUGAAAACUGUCUUCAGCAAGGGCGCUGCGGCUGUGGACGGGCGUCUGAAGCGGGGCGACCAGGUCCUGUCGGUGAACGGGGAGAGUCUUCAGGGGGCCACACAUGAGCAGGCGGUGGCCAUCUUGAAGAAGCAGAAGGGAAGGGUCACCCUGGAGGUCCUCUCCUAACAAGUCUCUCCAGUCCAUGAUGAGCCCUUUAACAUGGUUCUGAUCCGCCAUGAAGACCGAGUCGGCCCUCCUCGACAGGAUCAAAGACUUGAUCUGGUGAUCACACCGACCAGGAACCACUUGAAGCAGAGUUUCUCCACCCGACGUCUGGUCUGACCAGUCGCCCUCAUGACAUCGCUUCUGACACACUACCUCAUGCCGACAGUAGUUUGAUCCACAUCCUCCAGAUGGCGCCAUCCAACCACCUGCUUAACUGUCUUGCUAAGCACUAGAUCACGUCGUGCUAGUCAUCUGAUGACUCUCUUAAUAUGUUUCUUUUAAUAAGGGCUACUAUCGUUUAUGUUCAGGACACCUGCAGGAGUCAACACUGGGUGGCGCCACUCCACCUAUUCAUUUCACUCCACUAAAUCGUUGGUGUUUUAAGAGGUAGAGGCCAUUGGGUGAGCGCCUGUUGUGCCACCCGGAAGAGUGGAGAAACUCUGCUGUCAUUGGCUGAGCAAGAGGGGCCUCUAGAAAAGCUUCGCAUGAGUGGUUUAGCCGCUAACCACGAGCACAAAUAGCAACACUUGCUGCAGCUAAUCUUAAACUUGUCAAUGAGGGAUCAUUGUAUGGUCUCGACCCAAAGACUUGGUUUCGCUCGUGAUCGACCCGUAGCAUGUUGUUCACACUUUUUUUCUCUCAAAAUAUUUGUCACAUAUUUCAUGUCUCGUUGGAGGUAGUUAAUUUUAACUCAUUCAAAGUGCCAUUUUGUUUUUCAUGUGAAGGUUUAUCUUCUGAGCUUGGACGUGAUUCCGGACCUCUCAGGUCUCAGGGGGGUGGGGGGUGGGGGCAACAGAUCUUCCUCAUGAUUGGGAUUUAAGGGAAAAAUGUCAAAGCAAAGCAGGUCGACACUUGAAGCGGCAGUUCAGCUCAUACUGCUAACAUGCUAAGCUAAUUUUAAGCCAACAUUUGCUAAGAAAAAAAAAAAAAAGAUGUGUUACCAUCGAAAACUUGUAUUUUGUUUCUCAUUAAAAUAUGAUGAAGAAGCCACUUUUCAUUUGACCGACCUUCACGUUCAUUGCAAAUGACUAGCAAGCAUUUGUUCAUGACCUGAGUUUGUGAACUUUCUUUUUUAAUAACAUUUUAAUAGAAUGUUGAUUAUGUGUGUCUCGUGAUUCAACUGAUGUUAUUGACAAAGACAGCUAACGCAAUUAGCUAACAAAAGCAAUAAUGACCCGAUUAGCAUGAAACAGAGACCAAAUCUUUACCCAGCGACCUGUGUUCAAACGUACUUUCUGAUUUGUCCUCACGUUCUUUUCUUUGUAUUUGAUUGUAACUUUCCAUGAGUGUCGACCUGUUUUAGCCAGCUAACAUGCUAAAAGCUAAUCCAGAUCAGUUCAUUAACUGUAUUUUUUUUUUACUUUUUUAACUGUUUUUAGAUGAAGUCAAUUGUUUCUGCUUCAUUUGUGCACAAACGUUUGUCUCCUUCACCUGUAUGUGAAAAUAAAAACCUUGUCCCGACUCAUACUUGCUCCUAAAUUUGUUAUCGGUC
Synchiropus splendidus (mandarinfish) is the source of this 7333-nucleotide messenger RNA. It is a transcript of the gene patj, whose product is annotated as PATJ crumbs cell polarity complex component. NCBI's taxonomy places the organism in Eukaryota, Metazoa, Chordata, Actinopteri, Syngnathiformes, Callionymidae. The record is from RefSeq and is a predicted model, not a curated record. The coding region runs from base 235 to 5802 and encodes 1855 amino acids. The transcript is spliced from 48 exons. Gene Ontology annotation, molecular function: protein binding.